AUGCAAGCACUGGCCAACUAUGCCGACGACUCGCCGUCCCCGCCAGGCCCAUCAGGCCCAGGCCCAUCCAGCCGGACGCAGAGCCGAGCCCAAAGCCCGUCCGAAGACGAGUUUGAGGGUAUGAGUGAAGAAGACAUAUUCCGCCUCGCUACGCGCCCAACAGGCGACGAAAGCGAGUGGGGUCUUCCUCCCGAGAUGGAUCCCAAUACCGCAGAUUCAAGGCUACAGGCCAAAGUAUCCCAGUUCCUCCGGCUCAAGCAGCAGGGACAGCAUAUCAACACGUCGCUCAUGCAGAGUUCAUCGUUCGCCAAUCCGACGAUUUAUACCAAGCUCGUGCGUUCUGUCCUGGCAGGCUGA
This is a messenger RNA of Cutaneotrichosporon cavernicola, 357 nucleotides long. RefSeq lists its product as uncharacterized. The transcript has 4 exons. The coding region runs from base 1 to 357 and encodes 118 amino acids. Lineage: Eukaryota; Fungi; Basidiomycota; Tremellomycetes; Trichosporonales; Trichosporonaceae. The record is from RefSeq and is a predicted model, not a curated record. Gene Ontology annotation, biological process: regulation of DNA-templated transcription.